This is a messenger RNA of Aureobasidium pullulans EXF-150, 1035 nucleotides long. Its product is annotated as oxidoreductase. Gene Ontology annotation, molecular function: oxidoreductase activity, acting on NAD(P)H. The transcript has a single exon. The record is from RefSeq and is a predicted model, not a curated record. NCBI's taxonomy places the organism in Eukaryota, Fungi, Ascomycota, Dothideomycetes, Dothideales, Saccotheciaceae. The coding region runs from base 1 to 1035 and encodes 344 amino acids.
AUGCCUUCCAACACCGCAGCAUGGCAGCCCAAGCCGGGCGUUCCUGUCGAAAUCAAGGAUACACCUUACACUUCUCCUUCCGCCGACUACAUACUCAUCAAGAACCAUGCUAUCGCCAUCAACCCCAUCGACUUUAAACUCCAAGACAUGGCAAUGUUCCCAUCUCUCUCCUACCCCACCAUCCUCGGCAACGAUCUCGCCGGCGAGGUGGUCGAGGUUGGCAGUGCAGUCUCGUCUCGCUUCAAGCCUGGCGACAGAGUCCUCGCUCAGGCUGGAGGUGUUUCUGCCAACAGCCCUUCUGGAUCUGCUUUCCAGGAGUACACCGUCGUCGUCGGAAAGAUGGCGUCCCACAUCCCGGACAGCUUGUCCUACGUCGAUGCCGCUGUGAUUCCUUUAGGAGCAGGCACUGCCUCCUGCGGACUGUUCCAGAAGGACCAGCUUGCCCUGCAGCACCCUUCACUUUCUUCGAAGCCAACUGGACAGACAGUCUUGAUCUGGAGCGGCGCAACAAGCGUAGGCCUCAGUGCCAUUCAGCUCGCUGUCGCCGCCGGAUACGAGGUGAUCGCUACCGCUUCGCCCAAGAACUUUGAACUCGUCCGCAGCUUUGGUGCCACUGAAGUCUUGGACUACAACGUUGACUCUACCACUCUGGUCGAGCAGCUGGCUACCGUCUUCGAGGACAAGACCUUUGCUGGUGUGCUGCACACUGCUGGCGAAGCUGCUGACGCAGUCGCCAUCUGCGCAGACCUCUUCCCCAAGAUCAACGGCAACAAGUUCUUCACCACCACUGUGCAGCUGCCCGCCAGCAUGCCCGCCGACAUGAAGUACAACCGUGUCUUCGCUAGCGCUAUCACAAACAGUGGAGUUGGAGAAGCUAUCUUUGUCAACUACCUCCCUCAGGCACUCGCAGAAGGCAAAUACAAGUCGGCACCCAAGGCUGAAGUCGUUGGAAAUGGUCUGGAGUCACUGCAGAAGGGACUUGAUAUCUUGAGAAAGGGUGUUUCUGCCAAGAAGCUCAUUGUCACUUUGAACUAG